Didymodactylos carnosus is the source of this 1338-nucleotide messenger RNA. NCBI's taxonomy places the organism in Eukaryota, Metazoa, Rotifera, Eurotatoria, Philodinida, Philodinidae. The record is from the annotation of a GenBank genome assembly.
AUGGAAUUAGAUACCAUUGCGACUAUUUCAGAUCCACAAAAUUUUAGUGUUGUCGGAGAUUGCAAAGUUAGUGAAUUAUAUUUAAAGUUCAGUUAUAUACAACGAUUUAGUGUUUUUCUUGAACGUUAUAAUCCUCAAUUACAAUUUUAUUUAACGCCAAAUAUUAGUAAACUUUCUGUUGAUAUAUUCAAUGAGAACGAUAAUACACAAGGAAAUUAUUUUUCCUUAAAUUCACAAUUUAUUGAUAAAUUAAGUCCAAAUAUAGAUGUUUUUAACUUAUCAUUGAUUACACAGUUUUGGACUGACAUUGUUGAUAUAGAUGAUGUUUAUCUGAACGCAGUUAGGACACCAUCACAAGUAUUAUUACAGUAUACUUGUAUAAAUCUGGUCCCAGAAAGCAAAUACUUGAGAAGUGACCAUAGAGUCUGUGUUUAUCAAAAACCGAGUAGUUUUUAUCCAAAAUGCGAGAAUGUUUUCUUUCAAUCCAAAACAAAAUGUACAUUUAAAGUAAAAAAUGUUUCAUGCAUACUGGAAGGAAAUCAUGUGCCUUAUCGCUCGGUGGAUUGUACAGGUAUCAAAGAUCCCAUGGAUUUUAUUAGCGAACGACACUCAUUGAUAUAUAAAUUACCGACUAACAGAGAAUGUCAAGGAAAUACUAUUUUAUUAGCAUUUAAGACAACAACAAAAUUCAUGGCAUUCUUUGGACAAAGACUGUUGACAAAACAUUUUGAUGUUACACAUACUUAUACAAAUGGAUUAGCAAUUAUCAUUGAUGAACAAGACUGGAAUCUCGAUUUCAACGAUGACCAUUUUAAUAUUUUAACAGCUGAUGAUCUUCUGGAUUUGUAUUCAGUCAAAAUAAAUUCCAAAACACAACAAUCAUCUUUUAAAAUAAAAAUUGUUGAAAAUUAUUUAGAUAUUCGACAAGGUCGUCUCAAAGAAGUGAGCAUUAUUGGUCCAUGUACAAAUGUAGAGGGCGAAUCAAACAUAGAAAUUCUAUUUAGCAGACCGGUCGCUCGAGAAGAAAAAUGUCAAAAUGUUCAACUAGCAAAAACAACGUUAGAGAAAGUGGAAUUACUACCAACGCAAUAUCGUACACAAUCGGUGGAGCAGGAUGAUGUUCGACUACCACGAAAAGAAUUUCUGAGUGGAGGUGUUAAAUUUGGCAUUGCCGCUGCUGUUGUCUUACUUAUCGCGUUUGUGGCUGGUGGCGUUCUGGUUUAUUUGCUAAAGAAACGACGUCAAUAUCAACAACAAAUGGGAAAUUCUUAUGCUGCAUCGCUUUCGUCAAUAUUUGAAAGUGACUCACCAAGGAAAACGAUGUCAGAUAGCAUUUAA